UCUGUACCACGUGACCCCGGUGUGUUUCCGGGUUUGGAUCUGAGGACGGAGUGGAGACCGGAUGACCGAUCAUGUCCAAACCGAAGAACCGGACCCUGAUCAUCACGGACGAUGAGGAGGUUCAGGCUGAGGAGCUGAACCCGUUCUCCUUCAGGGAGUUCCUGCGCUGGAAGAACCAGGAGGAGGAGGAGGAGGAGGAGCAGAAGAAGAGGUUCGAUGCAGAUGUGACAAACUUGACCUUUGACCCUGAAGUCAGGAGCUGUUUCUUCUCAGAGCCCUCCCUCAACCAAUCAGGGCCUCAGGAUGACGAGACAGACUGGGGGCGGAGCUUCCAGUCAUAUGGCGUAGAUAGCACGUCGUCGCUCUGCACAGAGGAAGAGGAGGAGGAGGAGGAGGAGGAGACCAGGUUCACCUCCCAACCUGAAGGAGGAGGAGCAGGAGGAGGAGGAGUCGAGAACUAUGAGGGCGAUGAUGAGACGUCUGUUGUUGAACCCGCCUCCUCGUCCAGCAGGAGGAGGAGUGGGCGGAGCCACAUCCAGCAGCUGAAGGAGGAGAACAUGGCGCUGAGGAGGACCAUAGGGGAGCUGCAGAGGAGGUCAGAGGUCAGCGAGCACAGGGUGUCUGAUCUGUCUGAGGAGCUGCUGCAGAGGAGGCGUCAGGAGGAGCAGGAGGCGCGAGACCUGGAGAGCAUGGUCCAAUCUGUGGAGCAGAACCUGAAACUGAUGACGAAACGUGCGUUGAAGGCUGAGAACACUGUGUCCAAACUGAAAUUGGAGAUUCAACAGCUUCAGACUCAGGUGGAGGCUCUUCAUUUAGAGAACGACAGUCUGAAGGCGGCAGAGUCAGAGGUCGUCAUGACGAUGAGGCAGAACGCUCAGAUGGCGUCAGAGUACCUGAACAAGACGGUUAACCACGCCCACAUCUCCAUCCAUCAGCUGAUGGGAGAGGCUCAGACUCUGCGCCUCGUAUCACAGCUGCUGCAGUCCAUUGACAAGAUCUCCUACAUCAACCCAGAGUCCUGAACAAGGAGUCCUGAACCCGGAACCUGGACUUCAGAACCUGGAGUCUGGAACCUGGAGUCCUGAACCUGGAGUCCUGAACCCACAGUCCUGAACCUGGAGUCCUGAACCUGGAGUCCUGAACCCACAGUCCUGAACCUGGAGUCCUGAACCCACAGUCCUGAACCUGGAGUCCUGAACCUGGAGUCCUGAACCCACAGUCCUGAACCUGGAGUCCUGAACCUGGAGUCCUGAACCCACAGUCCUGAACCUGGAGUCCUGAACCCAUAGUCCUGAACCUGGAGUCCUGAACCCACAGUCCUGAACCUGGAGUCCUGAACCCAUAGUCCUGAACCUGGAGUCCUGAACCCAUAGUCCUGAACC
This is a messenger RNA of Sphaeramia orbicularis (orbiculate cardinalfish), 1382 nucleotides long. RefSeq names its product endosome associated trafficking regulator 1 (gene entr1). Bases 72 to 1022 code for a protein of 316 amino acids. Gene Ontology annotation, cellular component: early endosome; midbody; ciliary basal body. The transcript is spliced from 10 exons. NCBI's taxonomy places the organism in Eukaryota, Metazoa, Chordata, Actinopteri, Kurtiformes, Apogonidae. Gene Ontology annotation, biological process: regulation of cytokinesis; positive regulation of cilium assembly; positive regulation of protein localization to cilium. The record is from RefSeq and is a predicted model, not a curated record.